Molecule: messenger RNA, 1997 nt
Organism: Anopheles funestus (African malaria mosquito)
Lineage: Eukaryota; Metazoa; Arthropoda; Insecta; Diptera; Culicidae
Product: lipase 1-like
Exons: 2
Coding region: 206-1159 (317 amino acids)
Source: RefSeq, a predicted model, not a curated record
UACGAUAGAUUUAGAGAAUUUGUAACCUCUUGUGAUUAAAGCUCAUUUUGUUUCUUCAUUAUAGUCCGAACUGAUCCACAAAUAUGGAUACCCAAUCGAACGACACGAAGUUAUCACCGACGACGGAUAUGUGCUGGCGUUAACGAGAAUUCCUCCCAAGGAUAAACCAUCCAAUCUAUCGCUUCCGAAACUUCUGGUGCACGGAAUGAUUGCUAGUUCUGCCGAUUUUCUUAUCAUCGGACCUAACAAUAGUCUCGCCUAUCUGUUGGCUGAUCAGGGCCAUGAUGUAUGGAUGGCGGAUCUGCGCGGCAAUCGAUACUCUCGUCGACACACCACCCUGUCACCUGACUCACGUGCGUACUGGGACUACACCUGGCACGAGAUGGGCUACUACGAUCUGCCGGCCAUGAUCGAUCACAUCUUGCAUGUGACCGGUACAAGGCGCCUCCAUUACAUUGGGUUUUCGCAGGGAACUACCGUGUUCUUCGUGAUGGCCUCCAGUCGGCCAGAGUACAAUGAAAAAAUUAGUCGAACGUACGCCCUAUCAGCGGCUGUAUAUGUGGAGCACGUCCGAAGUCCCAUCUUUCGAUGGAUCGCAGAGAACAUUAAUGCCAUCAAGUAUUUUCUAGACACUAUGGGACUAUGGCAGUUGUUACCCCACAACAAGGCACAGUAUGCACUGCAGAGAACAUUGUGUCCACCAAGCAUAGCGCGGAAUAUUUGUGUUCAACUGAUGGAACUGUUAUAUGGACCCAAUCCCAAUGGAACGGAUCCGCUGGCACAGCACGUGAUUGCUGGACAUAAUUCUUCCGGAGCAUCAAGCAAACAGCUGCAACACUUCGCUCAGCUGAACCGUUGCGGUUGUUUUCAACAGUUUGACUACGGGCGAAAGGAACUGAAUCUUGAGGCCUAUGGAAGUGAACAUCCACCGAAAUACAAUUUGUCCGCUGUCACUACACCAAUUGUGAUAUUUUACAGCCUAAACGAUUGGAUGGUAGAUCCAGCUAAUGUUGUACGACUAGCGAGUGAGCUACCGAAUCUCGUUUCCAUGACCGUUGUAGAGGAUCCCAACUUCAACCAUCUUGAUUUUAUGAUAGCGAAACGUGUUCGUGAGCUUGUGUAUGAUAAAAUUCUGCUCGACCUGAACUUAGAAGCAUAAACUGUUCAUCAAAUGUUAUGUUGUAAACAUAACUAGCAGCGGGAAAGCUAACCAAGAAGAAUCCAACCCGAUAGUAAAGAGUCAGCUAGAGUAGUGAAGCGGUUACCAUAAACCAAGUGUUAUGCUAUUUGGGUAAUUUGAAAUUGAUAGUUGGGAGCCAAGUAUACCUCAGUCAUAAGGACACCUUGGCUUCCUGUAACGUGUGCACAAAUACCAAUAAGAAUAAAGGAGAAUGCAAGUAGUGAACUUAGUGAAAGAACGUGUUUUUUCUUUGCUUCCGAAAGUCUUACUUAUGUCCUCUCUUGCUACAUAAAUAUACAGUCCACUCGAAGAACACCAAGAAUGUAGGCCACGUGGAAAAGCGCUGUAAGAACUGGCUCACGGGAAAAAAUGAGAAGAAAAUGUUCUUUUUAAUUCGAAAGCCAAUACGGAAUGUAGGAAUAAAUAUAAAUCUUUCAUUGUACAAAAAAUUAUAAAUAGAUAUAUUUUCGAUUUCUGCUAAUAAUUGUGGAACUCGGCACAGUGCUCGCCUAUCAAUUUUUAUAUUUUUAUACCGAGCGAUUUAAAGUGGUCAUUCAUUUAGCAAUUAAAUCGCUUUCAUUGAAAGAAUUUGGUUUUAAAUGAGCGAUUAAUAUAAUAAUAAGUUUGUUCUGUUGUCAGCGUAUGUAGCAAUACCGCACUGAUAUGGGUAUGGAUCCGAAGCCUCUAGAAGGAUGAUAUAGACACUCCAUACCAUACUCCGACUCAAUACAUCCACGACGUACAGAUCGGUAACAUAUCUCUCCAAAUAUCUGAGCUUGGGUAUAAGGGAAACCCAACCCCUUGGGAAGAUGGGUCC